This is a messenger RNA of Pseudogymnoascus destructans, 2790 nucleotides long. RefSeq lists its product as uncharacterized. The transcript has a single exon. Lineage: Eukaryota; Fungi; Ascomycota; Leotiomycetes; Thelebolales; Thelebolaceae. The coding region runs from base 1 to 2790 and encodes 929 amino acids. The record is from RefSeq and is a predicted model, not a curated record.
AUGGGACGCUCUGCUGCCAACAAACGACCACAAGGGCCAGCGGCGAACCAGCACAACUCGAGGCACGAGAAUGGCCUGGUAGGGCCAGGGAAGAGGAUACAGAAGCAGAGGAGCAAUGGGCACAUCAAUGGCGCGACGCAGCCAACAUCACAACCACCGCCAGUAUCGUCGCUCCCCGAAACCCCUCCUCUGCAUGGACAGACACGACCAGGGCACACACGGCCUCCCAAUGGUGCUUCCGACUCCAAGCUCGCCGCCUCUGUCGUCCGACGCGCUUCACUAAGUGGCUACUCCGAAUCCUCCUCCUCCGAGUCGUACCAGAACGCCGCAACAAUGUCCAUUCCGCAAGAGACCCAUCGCAGAAUUGACGUGAACGCCGCCAAGAACCCCGCUGUGCACCGAGACGCUGGUCCUGUGACCUUCUUAUUCACAGUCCUACGCUCAUGCCCGCUCUACGACACAAUCGCCAUCCUCAUCGUACUCCUCCAAGUUCCACCCGCGUUCCUCACUCUCAUCCACCUCCUCUUCGCCACGCUCACCUUUGUGCCUCCGUCCACAGGCGCACAUUCAAGCUUCACCUUUACCGACAUAUUUGAGGGGUCGUUGGGAACCCCGUCCGUCGCCACCCUCGUGGCUGUAGAUUUACUUGUCUUACUCGUUUGGCUAUUCCUGUGGAGCCCUCUACAGGAACUGUCCUUGGAUGUGGCGCAGACCGUUAUUGCGCUGACACUGGGUGGAGGCACGACAAGUAAAGAUGCAGGUUUCAACAACGUCCUCGUCUGUCUCGGAAUCAUUGGAGCAUCGCAUUUUGCUCGCAAUGGUUCUCUCAAGCAAUCACGUCUUAGCUUCCUCUUCAACUAUUCGCCCGAUGUCGAUGAUCCCCUCGAGAAUUCUUCGACAAAUAAUAAAGGUGCCUUCAUCUGGGUCCGAACGAUCCUAGCGGUCCACAUCCUAACCCAAGGAAUUGUUCGAUAUAUCCGGGAUUGGUAUGUGCGACGGGAGAGACGGGACCUCAUUGCAUCCGCAGCUGGGGACCCGGAGGCUGCGAACGGCUCCAUAUCACAAGGGGAACCUACCAACCAAGUGAGCACGGCCUCAACAGCUACCGCCUCUACCGAAACGAAUGGCUCGGCGAGCGCCGCAGACAAGUCACUGCAUCCGAAAAAGAAACGCAAGGUUGGCGCUCAGGUCCGCAUACAGCAGCCACUUUGGGCAGCUCUUGCUAGCACCAAGGUCGUCAUGGCCAAGGAGUACGAGACCUCUCGCACCGCAGCAGAGUCUGCUGGGGCGAAUGCCACUGAUAUUAACAACCUUGGGAACGCGCCGUUCGACAGUGAAGCCGACCGUAUCUGGAUAACGCACAUUGGUUCCGAUGAAGUCUGCUUCAACACCAGCUAUUUCCCAUCUCGGGCUGACCCAUCUACGCCAGAAGACACCAUAUACAGCUUCGGGGUUGAUCGGUCGAAGCCAUUUUUCGUCCGUGUGAAUAAGACGGAAUGGCAACCGACUCGAAUUAACCCCCUCGACACAAACAGUGAUCAAUGGAGCGGCGAGAUAUUUGGGCUGACUCCUAAUUCAAACUACGAAUGCGAAUUUGUCGGCACCCUUGACGAUGCGAUUAUCUUCUCGACCAAUGUUCGAACAAUGCCGGCUCCGGCCACAGAUGCGACACCUCUUCCUGCGCUGUCAACCACCGCACCACGGUCUGCACGACCCGACUCUCCCACUACGACACUGAAAACAUCCAUCCUCUCUGCAGAGGCCAAGCUUAAUGAGGAACGCCUUCGUCAGAAGCGUGAACGCAAGGAGCAGAAAAGCAAGAUGCACUCAACCCGAAAGGAGAUCGAUAAGCUUGGCAGCAACAUUGCGUCGUCUGGCGGCAAUGAUGACAGGUUGCGCCAGAAGGUGCAACAGAGCCAUCUUCAUGCGCGCCAGGCCGAGGAUGCAGUUGCUUCGUUGACUGACCAAUUGAGGGGCCUCGAAGAUGUUCCCGACGACGACUUCAGGGGGUGGAAGUGUUCCAAGGUCUCAUGGCAAUCAGAGAAAGACAUCCACAAAGCCUCGCGCAGCAAGUUCCACGAGGCCAAGGUCUCCUCAGAGCAUGAGCUUCACGCAUUAACCGCCGAGGUGACGGCCUUCCUUCAGAAGCGCGAGAGGAUGCAAAGCCGCAUCAGCAAGCUCAACGGAGAGUACGAGCGUAUCACCGAUGCCAACGCACGGGGUCUCGACGAAGCUCAACGCAAAUCAACCGAGCGCGGUGCGAAAGAGGCCGAGCGCGCCCGCACCGAGAUGAUGUACCUCGAGCGUCUAGAUCAGCUGGAGCCACAGAUCUUCGACAUGCAGCAGUCCCUAGCGACACUAUGGGCUAGCAUUCAUGCUCUCCAGAAUGCCGAGAUCCAGCAAGCCGUAUACCUGGCGUCUCAAAUCCCGCAGCCCUCGCCAACGACGAUGAACCCGUUCGAGAUUCCUGAUAACGUCGCAGCAUCCAAUUACCCCUGGAAUGCCCCGAAUGUUAACGUCGCUGACUACUCCGUUCCGAGCAUGGCGUAUACACCACCGCGGCCGCAUCGCGGCCGCAGCAGCAGCAUGCUGAGUGGCGUCAGUGGGUUUACGCAGAGCUCGAAUGAAGAUCCGGGGCCGGUCCUGCCAAUGCCUAGGCGUGGGAGGAAGAUCAGUGACGAUGGGAGCAGUGCCAGUGGGACAAGUGGGAGUGUCAGCGGUCCCAGAAGCCCGGUGGAGACGUCGCUCACCAUCCCUUCGAAUUGGUCUAACCCUCGGGAUGGAUCGUGA